UUCCAGCUUCUAGGGCUACCACAUUCUUCCCUUCAUCUCCACUCCCGCACAAACGUCGGCUACCGCUAGGGUUUUACCGAUCCGCCUCACCCCACGCCGGCCACCAGCAGAUCGCCUUGCUCUACACCCUCACCGCUGCCGACGAUGGUGGGGUACGGGAUCCAGUCGAUGCUCAAGGAUGGGCACAAGCAUCUCUCGGGCCUCGACGAGGCCGUCCUGAAGAACAUCGGCGCCGGCCGCGAGCUCUCCGCCAUCACCCGAACCUCCCUUGGCCCCAACGGAAUGAAUAAGAUGGUCAUUAAUCAUCUAGACAAGCUCUUUAUCACGAAUGAUGCUGCAACAAUCGUGAACGAGCUUGAGGUCCAGCACCCUGCUGCUAAGCUCCUGGUGCUCGCUGCCAGAGCCCAACAGGAGGAGAUCGGGGAUGGAGCUAACCUCACCAUAUCUUUCGCGGGUGAACUGCUCGAGAAGGCUGAGGAGCUCAUCAGGAUGGGACUGCAUCCAAGUGAGAUCAUCAUUGGGUAUACCAAGGCCAUUAAUAAGACGCUUGAGAUUUUGGAGGAUCUAGUUGAGAAAGGCUCGGAAAAUAUGGAUGUAAGGAACACGGAGGAGGUCAUGUUGAGGAUGAAAUCUGCUGUUGCAAGCAAGCAAUUUGGCCAGGAGGAUGUGCUGUGUCCACUUGUCGCGGAUGCCUGUAUCCAAGUUUGCCCCAAAAAUCCGGCAAACUUUAAUGUUGACAAUGUUAGAGUGGCAAAGCUGGUUGGAGGCGGCCUGCACAAUUCUUCUGUAGUCCGUGGAAUGGUUCUGAAAAAUGACGCUGUUGGGAGCAUAAAAAAAGUGGAGAAAGCGAAGAUUGCGGUAUUUGCUGGUGGUGUUGACACUUCUGCAACUGAGACGAAGGGAACUGUUCUUAUACAUUCUGCCGAGCAGCUUGAAAACUAUGCUAAAACAGAGGAAGCAAAGGUGGAGGAGCUUAUCAAAUCUGUGGCUGAUUCAGGUGCCAAGGUUAUUGUCAGUGGAGCAGCAGUUGGCGAUAUGGCAUUGCAUUUUUGUGAACGUUACAAGCUAAUGGUUCUGAAAGUCAGCUCAAAGUUUGAGCUUCGAAGAUUUUGCCGUACUACUGGGGCCAUAGCACUUUUGAAGCUUAGCCGACCAAAUGCGGACGAAUUAGGAUAUACAGAUUCUGUUUCGGUGGAAGAAAUUGGUGGUGCUCGAGUGACUGUUGUAAAAAAUGAAGAAGGUGGAAAUUCAGUGGCUACUGUUGUCUUAAGAGGCAGUACUGAUAGUAUAUUAGAUGAUCUUGAAAGGGCUGUCGAUGAUGGCGUAAACACGUACAAGUCAAUGUGCAGGGACAGUCGGAUUAUUCCUGGAGCUGCUGCAACAGAAAUAGAACUGGCAAAGAGAUUGAAGGACUUUUCUCUGAAGGAAACAGGGUUGGAUCAGUAUGCCAUUGCAAAAUUUGGUGAAAGUUUUGAAAUGGUUCCAAGAACACUGUCUGAAAAUGCUGGACUUGGUGCGAUGGAGAUAAUAUCUUCCCUCUACGCUGAGCAUGCUGCUGGUAAUAUGAAAGUUGGCAUUGACUUGGAGGGAGGUGCUUGCAAGGAUGCUUCAAUCAUGAAAAUAUGGGAUCUCUAUGUUACAAAGUCCUUUGCUCUAAAAUACUCAGCAGAUGCUGUAUGUACUGUUUUACGAGUUGACCAGAUUAUCAUGGCAAAGCCGGCGGGCGGGCCGCGACCCCCUCAACAAGGUGCAAUGGAUGAAGAUUAGUUUUUCUGUGCACUCUUGUUUCCCGUGUAUCAUGCUGUGGGAUUUUCAUGCAGAAGACUGUUUCAUCCUAUCUAGGUUUGAGUAAUAGAUUUUGGCUACUUGGGUUACAAGGUUGGUGGCUGAUGUCUUGUGGUGGAUUUGCGAGUUCCUCUGGUACUGUCUUACCGGUGUAUCACAUGAUAACUAGAGGGACUUGUUCGUCCAGUUUAUUGUUAUAUGAACCAAAGCUUGUCUUCAAAGAUUGGUUUUGUAAAAUUCUGUUCUGCUAGACCUUUGCUAUUAAUUAAGAUAGCUGUUUGUUUGA
Molecule: messenger RNA, 2071 nt
Organism: Hordeum vulgare subsp. vulgare (domesticated barley)
Lineage: Eukaryota; Viridiplantae; Streptophyta; Magnoliopsida; Poales; Poaceae
Product: T-complex protein 1 subunit theta
Exons: 13
Coding region: 145-1767 (540 amino acids)
Biological process (GO): protein folding
Cellular component (GO): chaperonin-containing T-complex
Molecular function (GO): ATP-dependent protein folding chaperone; ATP hydrolysis activity; ATP binding
Source: RefSeq, a predicted model, not a curated record